AUGAAUAGAAAUAAUCGAAAAAAGAAAAAAUCAAAGAUUAAAAAAAAGAUUAAUUCCUCUUUUAAUUUAAAUGACAAAAAUAAUGAAUCCAAUACAAAAAAAAAUUCCGACUGUAAUACUGUAUAUAAUGUAAAUUUAUCUAAUGAUUAUAAUGAAAAAGAAGAGUUAUACUUGAAUCAUAAAGUUGAAAAUAUACUUGAAGACCAAAGUUUGAAGAAAGAAAAAGAUAAUAAAGAAGAAAAUGCAUAUGAAAUGGAGGAAAAAAACAAAAGUAAAAAUAUAAAUAAAACAGAAAAAAGUAUGAACGAUGAUAAUGAUCCAAAUUAUAAGGAAACAAAUAAGCAAAUAAAAAACUUACAUAUAAUAAAUACAAAUAAAAUAAAAAAAUAUACUAAUAAAGUGGAAAAGGAAAAUAUAAGAGAAAAGGAAACUACUAUAAAUAAUGUAAUAAAAAAUGAAUUAAACUUAAAAAAUCAUGAAAUAUUUGAUAUUUUAAAGUUAAAUAAUAAAGAUACUAUAGAAGAAAAAGUAAAUAAGAUAUUUCCUUUAAUCGAUGUUGAUUAUAAUACUUUCUCAUAUUUUCAGGAAGCUGAAGAUGAUUUUGUUAAAGAAAUAAAUAAAGAAAUUUCAAAAUUUCAAAAUAAAUUUGAUGAUUUAUCUUUUUUACAAAAUAUAAAAAAGAACGAUAGUUUAAAUAGUAUCGGUGUUAACAAACAAAUAAAUAAAGAAACAUAUAUAGAAAUUAAUGAAAGUAAUCAAGAAAAAAAGCUUUCUUCUGUAGAGAGAAGGAAAAAUGAAGUAAAAGUAGAAACAAAAAUGAAUGCAAAUGAUUUUGAUAUUAAUGAAAUACCUUUAAAAAAAAACAUUUUUGGACAAAAAAUUUUUAACUUUUCAGAUAUUCAAUGUGAAAGUAAUAAUUUUUUCAUUCUAAAAAGAAAAAUUAAAAGAAAAAAAAAAAAAAAAAAAAAAAUGAUGACAAAAUAUUAUAAAGUAAUUAGAGAUUUAUGUCUAAUUAAAAAAGAAGAAAAUGAAAAAAAAAGAAAUAGGUAUUAUAUAUUUAAUUAUAAUUGUGGAAAUACAAAAAUUCAAUCUAUUACAGGAUAUAUUAGAUGCUUCAAAAAGUAUCAUUUAUAUGAAGAAAAAAAUAAUUUCUUAAGAAAAAAAACAAAUAACAUUAAUAAUAUAGAAAACGAAAUAAGAAUUUCAGUUUUACUUUGUGUUAAUGUGCCUAAUUGCAUAUCUCCUUCUGAAUUUUUAGAGUUAUUAUAUCCAUAUGAUUAUUUCAUAUUUUUUUUAAGAGUUUUAAACAAAAAAAAUAAUGAAGAAUAUAUGAUAUAUUUUUUAACAUUUGAUAUAUAUGCCAAAAAAAUUAUAAAAAGAGCAAAACAUAUAUUCUAUUUUAAUAUGAAAAAAAAGAAAAAUAUAAAAUUAUACUUAGUUAAAGAUAUUACUAUUAACGUUAACUCUAAUAUAAAUAAGAAAUGCAAGAACAUUGGUAGGAACAAAGUUUAUAAAAACAAAGAAAAUAAAACAAAAUACGCAUAUAAUAUAAAUAAAUUUAUUAAUCCACUUUACCUUAUAUCACAAAAUAAAUUUCAAUUGUCAUGUGCAGUUUGUUUAGAAGCUUUAUAUUCGGAAAAUUUAAGUAAAAUUAUUUCUUAUAUCUUCAAUUUAAAUUUUGAAAAACAAAAAAAAAAUGAUAAAAAAAAAGAUACAGAUGAUAACACAGUAAAAGAUUCAGUGAUAAAAGAUAAAAAUUAUGAUUAUAGUAGAGAAAAAAUGAAAUUAAAAGUAAAAGAUAAUGAUAUUGAGGAUAUAAUAUUUGAUUCUAUAAAAAAAGAAGACGAUAAUUGGAAAGGUAAUAAUAAUACUGAUAAUAUUCAUAAUGAAGAUCCUCAUAAAGACAAUAACUAUUUCGAUGAAUAUAGUAAAUCAAAUAAAGAGUUUAUUAAUAUGGAUAAUGAAAUCAUUAAGAAAGAAAAUCUUUAUCUGAACACUUUAAAUAGCUUUGUUAGUAAUGAUUAUAAUUACUAUUUAUCUGUUAUUCCUUUUAUUAAUAAUAUGCAAAAUAAAUAUAAUGAUCAACUUAAAAAAAAAGUUAAAAAUACAAAUAACCAAAUUUAUAAUAAUGUUUGCAUAAAUAUUUUAUGUAGUCAUAUAUUUCAUUCUAAUUGUUUGAAAAAGUGGUGUUUCACUUCUUGCCCAAUUUGUAGAUAUAAACAAUAUAAUUAUCAAGUAGCUAGUUGCAAUAUUUGCGAAAAAACUCAAAAUGUAAAAAUUUGUUUAUUUUGCGGAUUCAGUGGUUGUUCUUUUAAUUAUGAUCAGCAAAGAAAAUUAAGGGAGAAAAAAAAAAAAAAAAAAAAAAAAAUUUUUAAAAAAAAAAGGAAAAUUAUAAGAAAAAUAUAUUAUAUUUUUUCAAGAAUAACUGAUGCUUUUAAAAAAAGAGAAGAAAAUAUACAUCAAUAUUAUAACAUAGAAAGGAUAAAAUACAGACAUUAUUAUACUAAGAUGAAUAAAAUAGAAGAUUAUAGAAAUAAUAUAAUAGAAGAAAAUAAGAGAAAAUUCAAUAAAGAAGAAAUUAAUUUAAAAAAAAAAGGGAUAAAUGAAUAUUCUUACAAUAAAAAAGAAGUUAAUUUCUAUACAAAGGAUAACAUAAAGCAUUUAAAUGAAAAUAAAAAUAUUAAAAUUGUGCAUUUUACUCCGAUAGAAGAUAGUAAUAAAAAUGAUAAAAAAGAAAAUGGCGUAGGAAACAAUAUAAAUAAAUUAAUUUAUUUAAAUGAGAAUAAAAAGAUUAUUAAGAAUUUUAGAAAUUUCUCUAAGUAUAUAUAUAUAAUUAAAAAAAAAAAAGAGUAUUUAGAACGGGUAGAAAAAGUGGAAAAUGAAAAAAAUUGUUAUCUAUCUAAAAAGUAUAAAUUAACAAAAAAAAAGAAUUUCAAUAAUAAGUAUUUUCAGAAAAAAAAAAAAAAAGAAAGGAAAAAUAUUGCUGAUCAUGCGAAAAACCAUUUUUGUAAAACUAAUCAUAAUUAUUUUUUUGAUGUUGUAAAAAAUUCUGUUUAUGAUUAUAGUAGUUAUUUAUAUAUAAAAAAAUUAAUAAAUUUAAAAAGUGAAAAUAAAGAUUUAAAAAACAUAUACUCUGGAAAUAUGCAUAUUAGCGGUAAAGAAGAAAUUGUAGAUAAAAAAAACAUAAUUAUGUAUAUUUAUGAAUUUAAUCAAUUAUUAAGUGCCCUAUUAGAAAGUCAAAGAGAUCAUUUUAUAUCAUGUAUUUAUGAUUUAAAAUUAGAUUAUGAAAAAAUUAAUAAAGAUAAUUUAAAUGAAAUAAAUAAAAAUCUUAAUGAAAUGAAAAUUUUAAAAGAAAAAAAUUAUAAUUUAAAAAGUGAUCUCAAAAAAAAAAUAAACUUACUUCAUGACAAAAUACAAGCAAAUGAUGGAUUAUUGGAACAUUUAAGAAAUGUGGAAAUUAUAAAUGAAAAAUUAUGUGAAGAACAAAAGAAGGAAGUUUAUGAACACGAAAUGAAAAAGGAAAAAAACCAAAAUAUUAUAAAAGAGAAACAGCAAAUAAUACGAGAAUUAAAACAACAAAUUGUAGACUUAAGUUUUCAUAAACAGGCAACUGAUAAAUUUUCCCAAAAUUCAGAAAUCAAAAAUUCGUCAUUUAUGAUAGGAGAAAAAAUUAUGCAAAAAAAUAGGUUUAAAAAAAAAUAA
Messenger RNA from Plasmodium relictum, 3702 nucleotides. RefSeq names its product conserved Plasmodium protein, unknown function. The record is from RefSeq and is a predicted model, not a curated record. Gene Ontology annotation, molecular function: ubiquitin protein ligase activity. Bases 1 to 3702 code for a protein of 1233 amino acids. The transcript has 3 exons. Gene Ontology annotation, biological process: protein ubiquitination; Ras protein signal transduction. Gene Ontology annotation, cellular component: cytoplasm. NCBI's taxonomy places the organism in Eukaryota, Apicomplexa, Aconoidasida, Haemosporida, Plasmodiidae.